Molecule: messenger RNA, 2378 nt
Organism: Stegastes partitus (bicolor damselfish)
Lineage: Eukaryota; Metazoa; Chordata; Actinopteri; Pomacentridae
Gene: ubxn4
Product: UBX domain protein 4
Exons: 13
Coding region: 47-1615 (522 amino acids)
Biological process (GO): ERAD pathway
Cellular component (GO): endoplasmic reticulum
Molecular function (GO): protein binding
Source: RefSeq, a predicted model, not a curated record
CUGGUCAACAGCGUCACUAGCCAAGUAGCAGAAACAGGUCGCCGAGAUGCGUUGGUUUGAGGGAUCAAUUCCUGAUGCCAUUAACUUGGCUAAACAGCGGGGCUUCGUCUUUGUCGUGGUCAUUACAGGGGAAGAUGAACAGUCGGUGCAGCUAAUGUCCAGCUGGGAGGAUGACAGAGUCUCCGAGGCAGCACGGAACUGUUGUGUGGCCAUCAAAGUUGAUGCCAAGAGUGACGUAUGUGUGCAGUUCUCCCAGAUCUAUCCAGUGGUGUGCAUACCAUCUAGCUUUUUUAUUGGAGAGAAUGGGAUUCCUCUGGAGGUCAUCGCUGGAAGUGUGUCUGCUGAAGAGCUGAUGAAGAGAAUCAACAGAGUUAAUCAGAUGCACGCUCAGGAGGUUGGAGGUGGGACCAGAGUGUUACCAGAGGCAAGUGGUUGUAUAGGGACCAGCCCACCUGACAGGACAGCCACAGAACCUGCCUCAGCUCUAGCAGUGCCUGCUAUGUCAGAAGCAGCAGCCACAUACCCUGCAGCAGUGACAAAAACAACAAAAGCAUCCCUCUCAAGUGCAGUGGAUAAGGACAACCUUUUAGCCACAGAGUGUAUUGCAGAGACUGCACCUUCUGACUGUGCUGCUCAGUGUUCUGAGAGUGAAGAAAACCUUGACACUAAGGUAGAAAGAUUAACCAAGAAACUGGAGGAGAGACGGGAGCAAAGGAAGAGAGGAGAAGAAGAGAAUGAAGUCAGAAAGGAAAUAGACCGGCGAAAGAUGGGUAAGGGCAUGCAAGACUUUAAGAGGAAACAGGAAGAGGAGAAGACCAAGCGACUCCUGGAAGAAAGGAAUAGAGAGAAGGCAGAGGAGAAGGCUGCCAGGGAGCGAGUCAAACAGCAGAUUGCGAUGGACCGAGCUGAUAGAGCAGCUCGCUAUGCCAAAACCCAUGAAGACGAAAAGGCUGCCAAGCAGGCCAUACUGCAGGCCAGACAGGCAGAACAGGAGGCCAGAAAGGAGGCAUUAGUCAGGGAGAGGAGUACUAUAGCAAGGAUACAGUUCCGCCUCCCAGAUGGCUCAUCCCUCACCAACCAGUUCCCCUCGCAGAGCAAACUGCAUGAGGCUCGGCAGUUUGCUGUUCAGGAAGUGGGAAACCGCUAUGGUAACUUUUCCCUCGCAACCAUGUUCCCGCGCCGGGAAUUCACCAGUGAAGACCUGAACAAGACCCUGCUGGAACUGGAACUGGCACCAAGUGCUUCCAUCGUGCUUCUGCCGCAGUCAGGCAGGCCUGCUAACACAGUGGCCCAGUCCUCUGGGGGUGGUCUUUGGGCAGUUCUGGGCACACUCCUGUAUCCGUUGCUGGCUGUUUGGAGAUUCCUCAGCUCUUUCCUGUUUGCAACCCCUCCUACAUCGGUAGCAGCAUCCAGAGGCCCUGCUCAGCAGUCUAAUCCCUACGCCAACUCAACAUCAGCUUCCAACAAAGCAAAAAGAGAAACUCUGUCCAAGCACACACUGGAGAACCGGCCCAAGGACUUCAAGAAAGACGGUAAAAUCUGCAGGCUCAGGACUCAGGAGGACAGCGAGGACGACAACAACACCUGGAAUGGGAACUCCACCCAGCAGAUGUAGUGAACUCAGCAGCAGCAGUUCUCUUUUCCUCUCGCUCUCCUGCUGUAAAUUAGUCCAGUCUGACCAGUUCAAGAUUUCUGCUGCACUUAGAGUUGAACCUAAUGUUUUCUCUUUUUCUUGCUGUGUUCUAAGCCUACGCCCCUGCACCUUGCUUGCAUGGGUAGAUCAGUAAUAAUCAACAGAACCUCCUUUGGGCUUAAGCUUAGUGUUUUUGUGUUGAUUAUAUUAUGAUUCUGUCUUCUACACCAGGCUCAGAUUGCAGUAGACUGAAAACCCUGUGACCAAAAUCCUUUUUGUUUUGGAUUUUGCCCAUAGUUGGUCAUUGUGAAAUACAUUAGACAGGUUUAAAAGUAUCUGAAGGACCUGUUGUAUCUGGCAGCAAAAUCUCUGUAAAGAGCUAAGUGGCAGCAAAGAAUUGACCUAAAUAUCUUGUAGUCUGAGCCUGGCUUUACUUCAUGUUAUGGAGUCACUGCAUUUGGGGCGUUUAAAACACAAUUGGCUGAUUGCCAGUCAUUCAUCAGGAUGAUUACUUAACUGUGGAAUGAAGAUUUUUUUUGUUUUAGAUGUAUAAAAUAUUUCACCCAACAGCUUGCAGCUGCUGGCAGAGGAAGUUACAUCUAUCGAUGCUGAAGGUCUACCAAAGUGGUGGCACUCAUAUACACUCACACCUGGGUAGUACGUGUUUCUACCAGGUUGAUAGUGGGUGACUACUGUAGUACUCCUCCUUCAACAAUAAUUAAAGCGGCUUGUUUUUUGAAAUCUC